Messenger RNA from Penicillium diatomitis, 621 nucleotides. RefSeq names its product RTA1 domain-containing protein. The transcript has a single exon. NCBI's taxonomy places the organism in Eukaryota, Fungi, Ascomycota, Eurotiomycetes, Eurotiales, Aspergillaceae. Gene Ontology annotation, cellular component: membrane. The record is from RefSeq and is a predicted model, not a curated record. The coding region runs from base 1 to 621 and encodes 206 amino acids.
AUGUUUCUCGGACGCAUUAUCCUCGUCCUACAAGCUGAAUCACAUGCCUUGAAGAAAAAGUGGUUGACCAAGGUCUUCGUCACAGGAGACGUGCUUCCGUUCUUGUUGCAGGGGGCGGGUAAGUCAAAGAAACCGCAAGUGAAAGUGGAAGGAAACUGGGGGUACAUUAGAAGCCCGCGGCUAAUCGAAUCUUUGUCAAGUGGUGGCAUUCAAAGCAAUGGCAGCUUGGAGGGUGUGAAGACUGGCGAGCACAUCAUCGUUGCUGGCCUUGUGAUCCAGAUACUCUUCUUCGCCUUCUUUAUUGUUACGGCAACCCAUUUCGACAGAACGCUGAUGAAGUAUCCGAUUCCGCGAGCUCGUUCCCCAAGUAUUCCCUGGCGACGACACCUCAACAUACUGUAUCUGACGAGCGGCCUGAUCAUGAUCCGUUCUAUGUUUCGACUGAUCGAAUAUGCACAAGGGAACGGUGGGUAUAUUCUGCACCACGAAUUAUGUUUGUAUAUAUUUGAUUCGUUGUUAAUGUUCCUCACCAUGAUCAUUUUCAAUGUGGUUCACCCGCAAGAGAUUGGUCAACUGUUGUCCCACCCGGUUCAGUAUGAAAUGACCGCCGGGCAGGUUUGA